CACAUGUGGUGGUGGUUGUAAAGUUUAAAAGUUUAAAUUUAAUAAUAAUAAAGACUGAUAUCUUUAUUAUAUCCGCUCACUUUUCUCCAGUUUAUUUUGAUUUCUUAAUAUAAUUUUUUUUUACUGAAAAUUAAUUUUUUUAAUAAAUAAAUAUUUUUUUUUUCUAAUUACUAGAAACCUGUUCAAUUGUUCAGCUCUCUCAAGUAAAAAUAAAAAUGGAUGACAGCUCAACAACAGUGUCAUUUUCGAAUAUCAGUUUACAACAUGAUCACCAGCUCAACAUGGAAAAUGAUGAUAGGCAGAGAGAGAUUGAGUUGGAAGCCUUAAUCACAGAUGGUUUUGAUGAUUUUCUAGAUGAUUCAGUAGAAGAUGAUAAUGAUGAUGAGGAGGAGGAAGAAGAGGAUGGUGAUGGGAGCAAUCAUUCUCAUGUCAACGGUAUUAACAACAGUAACAACAACAACAGUCGUAUUCCAUCUUCACUUUGCAACAAACAGAUAUAUUCCUCACCAAAACAACAAUUACAGAACCAACUGGGACGAUGCUUGCAACAGCCACACCAUUCCACCCAACAACAAUACUUCACACCAUUGCACUCCACACAACAACACAUGCCACACCACAACCAAAACCACCAACAAACACAAAACUACCCCCAAACUAGAAAUCAUAAACUUUUGUGUGGUUUCAUGAGAAACAAAAACAACGAAGAUUACAAUGAUGAACAAAACAAUCGCUGUAAAUUUACUUAUAAUGAUGAUGGGGAGGAGGAAGAAGAAGAUGAUGAUGGUGGUGGCAUGAAGACAACCACGAGGAACUGUAACAAGUUCUUGAAUGUUUAUUGCAAUCAUCACCAUGGUGAUUAUAAAGAUGCUAAUGAUGAUGAGGAUGAAGGAGUUAAAGCUGAUGAAAGUGACCACCCACGACCUCAUUAUCAGCAGCAGCAACUUUCCUCCAGAUAUAAAAAAAUUUCAUCUCAAGAAGACAACAGCUGCAGUUAUAGUAUCUAUAACACUACAGGUGAAUUCAAUGCUAACGACAUUAAAAGUAUUUUCACUAACAACAAUAGUCCUAACAGCAGCAACAACAACAACAACAACUAUAAUAACAACAACAACAACAUUAAUGUCAUGUCGAACUCUUACAACCAAAAGAAAAGUGAUCAUCAGCAUGGCAUCUUAAAGAAAGGUGAUAGUUUGGAAUCUGUAGAGCUCACAAUGGAGAGAGAGAAACAGAUCAUGACGUUGAGGAUGGAGAUGGAAAGACUGAGGGAGGAGCAUGCCAGGGAUAUGAGGAUAUCCAGGAUUAGAUGUAGUAUUCUUGAAAAUGAGAAGGAAGAGAUGACAAAGAAGCUGGUGAGUUGUGAGGGAAUGUUGGAGGAAUCGAAUGGAAAGGAAGGCAGGUUGCAAGUUCAAUGUGAUGUCCUCCGGGCACGACUCGAUGCCUUCAUGCUAGAUCACGAAGAGCUGUUGGCGAAGAUGUCAAUCUGUGAGACGCUUCUUGACAAUUUGAACUCUCAGCUCGUUGAUGCCAGGGAGAUGUCUGUGAGGGCAAGGGUGGAGCAUGAUGCCCUGACCAGUGAUCUCGUGAAGAAAGAAGAUGAGUUGUCCAUGCUGGAAAGGACCCUCUUGAAGCAAAUUGUACUUGUCUCUAAAUAUGAAGAAGAAAUAGAUAAGUUGAAAACGAAGCUGGAAGAAGAAACAAAAUCUCACGAGAGGCAGCAAAUGGAGGCUAUCAUUCGACUCACUGGCAGUUUGCACCAGUCACAAAUGCACUGCAAACAACAACUUCUCGACUAUAGCCAUUCGUUAUUAUUUCUUUUACUCUUCAUAUCAACAUUAAUUAUUAUCAUUUAUUAUUAUUAUUGUUAUUUGUUGCUAUUAUAAUUAUUUAUUAUCGUUUUUAUUAACAUUUAUUAACAUGAGUUCUUCAUUUUGUUAUUUUUAUUAUUCACCAUUAUUUCCUAUCUAACCACAAAUCAAUGAAGAUUUUAAUAAUGCGUUCUUUGUUAUAAACUGGCCAUUUCAUUUCACGAAUUUAGCUUUGUCAAAAUGUUAAACAAAAAUGAUUUGUUUAUUUAUUUCUUGCCUUUUCGCUGCUGUUCAUUAUAACUUGUCGCAAUUUAAAUGAGCCUAUUGAACAAAACUAAAAAGUGUAAACAGAAAGAAUUUGGCAAUUUAUGAACAAACGAAAUUAUAUUUUCUAGGUAUCAUUCAAAUUGGCUAAUGAACAUUUUUAAGAGAAUAAAUUAUUUCUAACAGACUGGUUUUCAUAACGUUGGUCUAUUUCCGUUAAUGAAAUAAACACAUGCAUGUAUCAUAAUUCAUAAUGUAAUAAUUCACGAUGGUCAUAAUUCAUAAUGUAAUAAUUCAUGAUUGUCAUAAUUUAUAGUGUAAUAUUCACGAUAGUCGAGUAUUCGUAUUUUUUUCUAUUUCAAAACAUUUAUUAAAUUAUUUUUGAGUGAAAAUGCAGACAUAAUAGUUUUAACAAAAAUUGUUACGUUUUAAAUGCUGUACAAUUGUGUUAGAUGAAGUUUAAUAAAUGA
Molecule: messenger RNA, 2542 nt
Organism: Helobdella robusta
Lineage: Eukaryota; Metazoa; Annelida; Clitellata; Rhynchobdellida; Glossiphoniidae
Exons: 9
Coding region: 216-1883 (555 amino acids)
Biological process (GO): centriole replication
Cellular component (GO): centrosome
Source: RefSeq, a predicted model, not a curated record